Raphanus sativus (radish) is the source of this 577-nucleotide messenger RNA. RefSeq names its product zinc finger BED domain-containing protein RICESLEEPER 4-like. NCBI's taxonomy places the organism in Eukaryota, Viridiplantae, Streptophyta, Magnoliopsida, Brassicales, Brassicaceae. The coding region runs from base 118 to 396 and encodes 92 amino acids. The record is from RefSeq and is a predicted model, not a curated record. Gene Ontology annotation, molecular function: protein dimerization activity. The transcript has 2 exons.
ACAUGCUUAAACCUGGUUUGUUGUUGUUUACAGGGCUUUUAUGCUUACUUCUCUCAAAAGACUGGUGGUAGUGGGAAAUCACCAUUAGACAUAUACUUGGAUGAGCCAGUGGUUGAUAUGGAAAGCUUUUCAAGUUUGGAUGCUAUAUCAUAUUGGAAAGAUAAUGCAGGCCGCUUCAAAGAGCUGUCUUCAAUGGCCUGCGAUGUGCUGAGCAUCCCUCUCACAACGGUGGCAUCAGAAUCAUCCUUUAGCAUCGGCAGCCGAGUCCUCAACAAGUACCGAAGCUGUCUCCUACCCACAAACGUUCAAGCUCUUAUCUGUGCAAGAAACUGGUUCCGUGGAUUUCAAGAGAUAGGAGAUCAUGAGAUUGAGCUCAGCUCUGAGCAAAGAGGAUGAUCAAGGAUUCAAGGUUGCUGUGAAGCUGUUUGGCUCCACUCAUUGCUUUCUAUUGCUUACUCAUUUUUUUCAUUGUUUCAAACUUUUAAACUCACUAUGAAACUAGUUUCAUACUCAUUGUUCUCAUUUUACAGAUUUUAUAAAAUUUAAAUAAGUACAAACAAAUAAUUACAGAUUUUAU